ACCGUUUUACCAUGUUUAGUUAUUCUUUCAUUAAAAUUUCUUGACAAUUACUGUUGAGAAAUUGCACCGAACUUCUCUUUAUUUUGACUGCUUACUUAACGAGACCAGCUGAGCCGAUAGACCACAGACAACUACAAAAUGGCAGAAGUAGGAAAACAAAUGCCAAAGCUGAAUCUUCAGCAGGAUGCCCCUAAAUUAUCUCAGUCACAGUUGGACUACAUGAAACUGAUUGAAAGACAGAACAUGGAACGAGUUCGCAAACUUGCAAGACUGAGGAGGAACAAUAUCGGCGUAGGUAUUGUUUUAGGUGCCGGUGUCCUCGGAAUCUACGGAUACUCAAUUUUUUCUGUUAAGCAAGAAAAGUUUUUGGAUGAAUUGGAGUGAUACUAUAUUAGGUUUAUUUUACUGGAAUAUUUCUGUCUUGUACAUACUAAAUGUUAGCUUUAAGGAAUUUUUCAAAUUAAGGUUCUUUAGGAUAGUUUAUGUGAUGAAUAUUUGUUAGUGUUUUGAACAGAACGCAUAGCAGGAAUGAGGUUUAUCCUGCUUUCUAAUAUUUGGGUCAAUUUCUGAUUCUGAUGAUCAAAUAGUUUCACUAUUGAAACUGUUUUUCACUUCUGGCAUAAAUUUUGGCCAUAGCCUAUUGAUAUGUGAUCCUAUGGAUUUUAAGGUUUGUCCAAGUUACUAUAAAUUCAACAGUUGCUGUAAAGUUCCAUUGCACUUUUUGUUCAGUACCUUCAUGAGUGAUUGAAGGUGAACUUAAUUAGUCUGUUGUGCUCAGGUUAUCGGGUUCUUUUAUAAAGUCAGAGGUGAAAUGUGUGAUCCAAAUAUUCUACAAUCAUUGUUUAAUAGCCCAAUAAUAUAAUAAUAUAUUGUAAAUAAACUGUAUUGUUUACCUUA
Messenger RNA from Macrobrachium nipponense, 897 nucleotides. RefSeq names its product cytochrome c oxidase assembly factor 3, mitochondrial-like (gene Ccdc56). The record is from RefSeq and is a predicted model, not a curated record. Bases 139 to 384 code for a protein of 81 amino acids. Lineage: Eukaryota; Metazoa; Arthropoda; Malacostraca; Decapoda; Palaemonidae. Gene Ontology annotation, cellular component: mitochondrial inner membrane. The transcript has 3 exons. Gene Ontology annotation, biological process: mitochondrial respiratory chain complex IV assembly.